CAUUAAUAACACAAUAUUGAAUAUUUCUACAAUUUAAUCAAGUUUCCAACUAUGGCAGCUCUCAAAUUCUUUUCACUAGUAAUUUCUUCAAUCGCAUUUGUCCAAAUGGCCAUGGCCGGAGACCCGGACAUUAUUACCGACUUCAUUGCUCCUCCAAACGGAACAGUAGAUGGCAACUUCUUCACAUACACCGCAUUUCGCGCUCUUGUUGGGGGCGGCCCUCCCACGGCUUUCAAGAUAUUAAAGGCAACCAUGGCUGAGUUCCCUGCUCUCAAUGGCCAGAGUGUUUCAUACGCCGUCCUCGAAUUCCCAUCUAAUAGUACCAAUCCACCACACACUCAUCCUCGCGCCGCUGAACUCCUUUUCCUUAUUGACGGUACCCUCGAAGUCGGUUUUGUUGACACCAAAAACAAACUCUUUACACAGACCCUUCAAGUAGGUGAUCUUUUUGUAUUUCCCAAGGGACUAGCACACUUUCAGUACAAUGCUGAUCCACAAUUCCCAGCUCUGGCAGUGUCUGCCUUUGGAAGUGCAAAUGCAGGAACUGUAUCAAUACCUAACACCUUAUUUGCCACCGGCGUUGAUGACAAUGUCUUGGCUAUCUCCUUCAAGACGGAUGUUGCCACCAUUCAAAAGCUCAAGGCUGGACUUGCACCCAAGCCAUGAGGACAGAAUUGUUAACCAGAAGUUCAAUGUUCUGCUCAAGCAAUUUUCUAUCCUUUUUUUUCUUCUAAUUCUGUUCGAAUAAUUUACCCUUAAUGUAUUCAAAGGGCAUGUUCCUACAAAUGAUUAUGGUCAACCAACUAAAAUAUUCACUUUCUUUUCCA
Molecule: messenger RNA, 827 nt
Organism: Malus domestica (apple)
Lineage: Eukaryota; Viridiplantae; Streptophyta; Magnoliopsida; Rosales; Rosaceae
Product: putative germin-like protein 9-2
Cellular component (GO): cell wall
Molecular function (GO): manganese ion binding
Source: RefSeq, a predicted model, not a curated record